AUGCAGCAGCAGCAGCAGCCGCCGCCUCCGAGGAGGAUGGUCGCGUCGAAGAAGCUCAUGAAAGUCGGGCCAUGGGGCGGCACCGGGGGCAACACGUGGGACGACGGCGGGCACACCGGGAUCCGCGGCGUCACACUGUCGUACGACCACCGCUGCGUCGUCUCCAUCGCCGUGGAGUACGACAGGAGCGGCCUCGCCGUCCCCGGCGAGCGGCACGGCGGCGCCGGCGGCAACCACACCACCCAGAUCAAGCUGAGCUUCCCGGACGAGCACCUGACGGCCGUGAGCGGCCGCUACGGCGCGGUGGCUCCCGGUGGCUCGCCAGUGAUCCGGUCGCUGGCGUUCAGGACGGAGCGCGCGGCGUACGGGCCGUUCGGCGCCGCCGAGGGCACGCCGUUCGAGUUCGCGGUGGAGGGCGGCGUGAUCGUGGGGUUCUGCGGGCGGAGCGGCUGGCAGCUGGACGCCGUCGGGAUGUACGUGGCGCCGCUGCGGCCGGAGAAGCUGUACGACAAGGUGCAUCACCUGGGGCUCAUGGCCUACCGCUCGGUCAUGCACCGGCUCGGGCCGGCGCCGGCACCGCCACAGGACGAGCUGCCGGAGGCGAGAGUUCAGCAUCAGCGUCAGAACGGCAGUGUGGUUCAGACAAGUCGCAAGAAUUACUAA
Molecule: messenger RNA, 663 nt
Organism: Triticum turgidum subsp. durum (durum wheat)
Lineage: Eukaryota; Viridiplantae; Streptophyta; Magnoliopsida; Poales; Poaceae
Source: the annotation of a GenBank genome assembly